AUGAAUUUGGAUGCACCUAGACUACAAUUUGUUCCUAAAGCAGAAAGAGAACGAUUAAGGGCGGAGCGAGAGCAGAAAUUAUCCGAAAAUAUCCUGAAAAGGGAGGAUGAAAUGGUUAAAAAAAGAAUAGAAUUUUUGCGAAUGGCUGAUAAGCGAUCAUCUCGUAAAAUUGAACAAUCUGUUCCUGCCAUUGAAACAAUUCCCAAUGGUUAUGAGAAGGAUGAAUUAAAUCAGAUUAGAGAUUAUUAUCUAGGCACGAAAAAGGAAGCUAAAAAGGUUUUGAAACCUUCCGAAAAAUUUCACACUGUAUUCCACUUUGAAUGGGAUGAGUCAGAUGAUACUACUAAAACAGAUGUCAAUCCUUUGUACAUGAAGAGACAUGAAUCGAAGUUGUUAUUGGAAAGAAGAUUCAGGGGAAGUGUUGAUAUUGUUGGACAAAAGGGAAGGUCAGAUUAUAAAGAUCUUGCUAAAUAUCGCAAUGAUGAUGAAUGUGAUGUGGAUUAUCAUAGCAGUUUUAAAAAGAAGAAGAGGAAUGCGGAUAAACAUUGGAGAGAGAAGUGUAGAGAUGAGAUGAAUGAUAGGGAUUGGAUGAUAUUUAGGGAGGAUUAUAGUAUUUGUGUAAAAGGAGGUAGAAUCCCUCCACCAAUGAGAUCUUGGGAUGAAUCCAAAUUACCUAAGGAAUUGUUAGAAGCUGUAAAGGUUGCUGGGUAUAAUAAACCAACUCCAAUACAAAUGCAAGCAAUUCCGAUUGCUUUAGAGAUGAGGGAUCUCAUUGGAAUCGCAGAAACAGGUUCCGGAAAAACAGCAGCAUUUGUACUUCCAAUGCUUGCUUAUGUAAAGUCAUUGCCCCUUCUAGAUGAUGAAACAGGGCAGGAUGGACCCUAUUCACUAGUUCUAGCUCCUUCAAGGGAACUUGCCAUACAAAUAUAUGAUGAGACUAGAAAAUUUGCAGCCUAUUGCGAAUGUAGAGCAAUUGUAAUAGUUGGAGGAAGAUCAGUAGAAUCUCAAGCUUUUGAACUUCGAAGGGGUACUGAAAUAAUUAUUGGCACCCCUGGAAGAAUUAAAGACUGUCUAGAUCGUGCAUAUAUUGUACUAAAUCAGUGCAAUUAUGUGAUAUUGGAUGAAGCAGAUAGGAUGGUAGAUAUGGGAUUCGAGGAAGUCGUCAAUGAUAUUCUAGAUAAAAUACCUUCGACAAAUCUUAAAGCAGAAGAUGAAGACACGGCAUAUGAACAAGAAUUGAUGUCCAAGGCUGGACAUAGAAGAUAUAGAAUAACACAAAUGUUUUCUGCAACAAUGUCAAUAGAUAGAUUGAUGAAGAAGUAUCUUCGUGCUCCGGCAUUUGUAUCUAUUGGGGAUGUUGGGGUUGGGAAGAAAAGUAUUGAACAAGUUUUGGAAUUCGUUACUGAAGGGAAGAAAAAAGUUAGAUUGGAUGCAUUACUAUCUACUACUAAAUCUCCUAUUAUGAUUUUUGUCAAUCAAAAGAAACAAGCAGAUGCACUAGCAAAGACUAUAUCUAACAUGAAUUAUAGUGCCAUAUCAUUACAUGGAGGUAAAUUACAGGAAAAUCGUGAAAUAGCCUUGGAAAGUUUCAAGGCUGGACGGGUUGAUAUUUUAGUUGCAACUGACGUUGCCGGUAGAGGCAUUGACGUGGAGGGUGUCAAUACUGUCAUCAACUACGAUAUGCCGAAAGAUAUAGAAUCGUAUAUCCAUCGUAUAGGCCGUACUGGUCGCGCAGGGAAAAAAGGAUUGGCGAUAUCUUUUGUUACUGAGGAUGACAGUCAUUUAUUUUACGAUCUGAAACAGCAGCUUAUAUCUUCUGGUAACGUCGUACCCAAUGAGUUGUCCCGACAUCCUGCGUCAAAGCAGAAGCAGAAUAAAGCGUUUUAG
Babesia microti strain RI is the source of this 1887-nucleotide messenger RNA. Its product is annotated as DEAD-box ATP-dependent RNA helicase. Lineage: Eukaryota; Apicomplexa; Aconoidasida; Piroplasmida; Babesiidae. The coding region runs from base 1 to 1887 and encodes 628 amino acids. Gene Ontology annotation, molecular function: RNA binding; RNA helicase activity; ATP binding. Gene Ontology annotation, biological process: mRNA splicing, via spliceosome. Gene Ontology annotation, cellular component: catalytic step 2 spliceosome. The record is from RefSeq and is a predicted model, not a curated record. The transcript is spliced from 7 exons.